UUUCCCUCCUCUAAGUUAUAUAGGUGUUCUGCGGCUCAGCCUCCACAGGCGCGGGUAACACGAAGAACUGAAGAACUAGCCGUGUGUGCGUCAUCACAGUGAAUAACUUGUGUUCGUUGUGCAGUACUAGUACUAGAGUACUGAAGUGAACUAUCGGGCAUGGAGAACACACCGGAACAUAAUGCGCCCGGAUGCGCGCAUCUGUUGGUACAUCGCUCUGUUCUGAAGGGCAUAAUCGUUUCAUCUUGUAGCCGUACUGAAAACGACCCAGCUGUGCUUCAGAAGGUCAUUGCAAACGUACAGCGAGAGGUCGCCCGAAAAGAAGACACCUUGCGGCAGCUGAACAUAGUAAAAGCACACAGAAAAAAGAACAAGGAGGAGCCCAUCAAUGAUUUGAUUGACCAGUGGCGCUCAGCAGCACAGCAAGCAAUUUUGGACUUUCAACAGCACAUGGCUGAACCAAGGCCAGGCCUGAAAGAUAUCCUUGUGAACUUUCAAAUUGAACCCUCUGUUAUUGGCUACAGCGAAGAUGAUGAUUGCUUUGUAUAAAGCAAGAUGGAUGUUAAAUUUUCAAGUUGAACCUUUUACUACAAUCCGUUGUGAAAGUGGCAAUUUGUUUUGUGCAGCUUGGUCACUAAACAUAUGUUCUAAAAUAAAUCGUACAUGUAGCGUUCGUACUUUAUAAA
Messenger RNA from Dermacentor andersoni, 686 nucleotides. RefSeq lists its product as uncharacterized. Gene Ontology annotation, biological process: double-strand break repair via homologous recombination; positive regulation of DNA-templated transcription. The record is from RefSeq and is a predicted model, not a curated record. Gene Ontology annotation, cellular component: Swi5-Sfr1 complex. Lineage: Eukaryota; Metazoa; Arthropoda; Arachnida; Ixodida; Ixodidae.